Clupea harengus (Atlantic herring) is the source of this 3090-nucleotide messenger RNA. RefSeq names its product kelch domain containing 8A (gene klhdc8a). Gene Ontology annotation, molecular function: protein binding. NCBI's taxonomy places the organism in Eukaryota, Metazoa, Chordata, Actinopteri, Clupeiformes, Clupeidae. The record is from RefSeq and is a predicted model, not a curated record.
UGUCCAAUUCGAUCAUUUUUAAUUGAAAUGGGCUUAACUGUGUUAUUACAACUGUGUCAGAAAGUGACAGGCUCCUCGUUGUGAUACUCAAAUUAGGAUGAACUCUGUGGUUGGGGGGUGACAUCUAUAUUUAAUGCGUGACCCAUAUGGGAGAGAAAGAGAGCAAGACAGAGUCCAUCAACUGUUUGAGCCUCGGUUGAAGUGGUGGCAGUCCCUGUAAACGUCGCAUUCCGAUGCUGAAACGGUAGUUUCUGCGCGCGGAGAGCAUGUAGAAGAAAGGGAGUGUCGCGUGCCGUUGGAUUUUCUUCCGCUUUCAGCCAUAACCGCGAGGAGUGCCCACGGAGACACCAAGCCGACAACGCUGCAUUCAAUCAAGAAGAUCCCGUAGACGUUCUGUGUUCCUGCUAAGCUCCCAAACGGACCACCCAGCUCGGUCAUUCAGGGAAGCGCUGGCACUGCUCCCGCCGGCCUGUAGGAGGCGAUGUUGGAGAUGGCUGUGCCCUCAGCCCCGGACUUCCGCUGGCAGAAUCUGGCCCGCCUGUCCAGUGGGCGCGUCUACCACUCCCUGGCAGAGGUCGGGGGCCAGCUGUACGUGCUGGGGGGCUGUGACGCGGCCGGGCGUCCCUCCAGCGCUCUGGAACUCUACUCCCCCGAGGUGGACCAGUGGGUGACUUUGCCCCCCAUGCCCCUGGCCAGGGCAGGGGCCGCAGUGGUCACGCUAGGCAAGCAGCUGCUGGUGGUGGGAGGGGUGGGGAGGGAGCAGCACCCCCUGAAGGCGGUGGAGGUGUACAACACGGACGAUGGGAAGUGGAUGAAGAGGAGCUCACUGAAGGAGGCCAUCAUGGGCGUGGCCGUCACUGUCAAAGAUGGCCGGGCGUUUGCGGUAGGGGGAAUGGGUUCUGACCUGUUGCCCAGGAGUAUCCUUCAGCAGUAUGACCUGAGGAAGGACAUGUGGGGCCUUUUGCCCCCUAUGCCCACCCCCCGCUAUGAUGCUAACAUCAACCUGCACGGCUCCAAGCUCUAUGUGGCAGGCGGCCGCCAGUGUAAGCGAUCGCUCAAAGCCUUUGAGGUGUUCGAUAUGGAGAGCCGCCAGUGGAGCGUCCUCCCGGCGCUGCCCUGUAAGAGGUCCUACUCCGGCGUGCUGUGGGACGCCUGCGGCCGCCUCUGCUGGCUCGGGGGCCUGAGGCAGGGGGGCCUUCACCAGCGCUCCAAAUUCACCAACAACGUCAACAUCUACAGCCCCAGUGAGGGGUCUUGGCUGAAACGAGAGGACACUGCUCCCUUGAAGACCAAACGUGCAGAUUUUGCCGCUGCCAUCUUGGGAGGCAGAAUGAUUGUGGCAGGUGGUCUAGGCCACCAGCCCUCGGUGUUGGCCACGGCCGACGCCUUCCAUCCACAGAAGAGGAAAUGGGAGUCCAUUGCUCCGAUGGCAUCUCCCCGAUGCUCGGCAUCCACCAUUGUCAUCCACGACCGCCUGUUCGUAGUGGGCGGUGUCAAUCAGAUCCCCAGCUGUGCUCAUGAGGUUCUGUUUAUAAAGGAAAAGGAGUGCCUGUAGCCGAAGGCUGUGCUGAAAUCACAGUGUGAGAUUUUCAAAGCGUUAGCUCCCCCUACAGGCCACGCUUUUACAGCACACACAAUCAGACCUGUAGCGCCAUCUGCAGGCUCUCAUGUUAGAAGCGGUUGCAAACUGUAGCCAAACUGAAAGUAGCUGUCAAAUUUAAGCAGUAGGAAGCCUUAACCAAUAGCCAAAGACUGGCAAAACUACAGUCACAUCAGACCUUGUCCCCACAACAUUAAAAAAGUCAUAAAUGUCAGUGUGUACCAUAGACAAUACUGUACAUUGUGAUUCAUCCACACAUAUACAGACUUUACAUUAUUUGAGGAGCUGGUUUUCUCUGUAGAUAGCUCACUUAUUCAGGAAUACAGGAUGUGUUCAGUGCAAAGUGUCUUUGAAUGUGUUGACUUUUCAGCUUUCACCAUGUGCACUUUGUGAAGACUGCACUGUCAUCGGUAUUCCUGUAGCAGAGUGCACUUCAUUUUGAUAUCAUUUAUCAACACACCAUGUUGGAUAAGUGUUUAAUGUGUGUGUUCUCACAGUGACAAUAAUAAUGGGAUGUGAAGGUCAUUCAGCCGAGAAAUGCCAUAAACAGAUUAUAUUUUUACAAUCGUUAGAAGUGCCAUUUGACAGACACCUUAAAUAACUGGUUGACAUUUUUUCUCUCUUGAAAAUGAAAUUCAGAGACCAAAUAAUGCAAUAUAAUAGUGUUUCACCGUUACACCACCUGGGACUUAUUUCUUGUAGUAAGCAUUUUUGUUGUAAAAAGCAAUGGGGAUAGCUUAUAGUAAUGCAGUGUUCAUUGGGUGCUAACUAUGUUCAACAUUAUAUUUUUAGCUGUGUUAAAUGUAAUGUAAAUGAUUAAUGAUUAAUGAUUAAUCUUCUUGGCUAAAAGCUUGUAUAAGAAAAAGUUGGAAAUGGAGUUUAUUUACCAACGGCACCACCAAAAGGCCAUGAAGAGCAAAACACAGCAUGUUUGUGUCAUGAUUUAAAUCAGUUGAGUUUAUAAUCUGGCAUUGUGGAUUGCAUGUUUAAUGUGACAAAAUAUCCAUUUUACUUAUUAAGUUAAGUGUAUAUUAGGCAAGUCAUGCAAUGUGUUGGGUUAUCAGGGAAUAAGGACAUUUAUGUGAUGAUAAUCUGUGUUUGAAGGAAUGGUAUGUUAGAGGGACAGUGCAAUGUGCAAUAAAUAGAAUUUAAAGUUGAAUGAGAUGAACAAACUGACGAAAGUCAGAUUCCUUUGUUAAAUACUGCAGUACCAUUUUGAUAUGGCAUUGUCAUAGGGCUAUACAUAAUACUUGCAUAGAGCUAACACAGAAGAAGAGAGCUAGAUUUGUCCUUGUUGUUGUAUGUAAUGUACAUGUGAGAAUAAUAAUUGAUCUUUGUUAUGGGCUUAUCACUGAUACUGUAGCAUGUGCAGAGGAUGUGCAGUAAAAAGCCAUAAUUGCCAACAUGGUCUUGGAGCAGGUCCACUCCCCUGACUGGAACCUGUUAAUCAAUUAAACAUUUUCUGAACAAAUAAAUAUUUGUGACUCAGA